AUGUGCACGGUGCAUACGGCUGAAUGCCCAGUCUGCAGGAAAGAAUACCUCAUCUUUGUUGCCCUUUGCCAGGAUUCUCGACCGCCUACUCACGACUGCCCUCGGGAGGUGACGAUUGUACCCGAGGAAAUGCGUGAAGGCGGAUGUCCGAGUCCUGUCUGUCCAAAUAGCUUGAGAGGAGGCUGUCAAGUGAUGUAA
Messenger RNA from Trichoderma asperellum CBS 433.97, 198 nucleotides. Lineage: Eukaryota; Fungi; Ascomycota; Sordariomycetes; Hypocreales; Hypocreaceae. The record is from RefSeq and is a predicted model, not a curated record.